Molecule: messenger RNA, 2922 nt
Organism: Colossoma macropomum (tambaqui)
Lineage: Eukaryota; Metazoa; Chordata; Actinopteri; Characiformes; Serrasalmidae
Product: cytochrome P450 1B1-like
Exons: 1
Coding region: 205-1785 (526 amino acids)
Biological process (GO): progesterone metabolic process; hormone biosynthetic process
Molecular function (GO): steroid 17-alpha-monooxygenase activity; heme binding; iron ion binding
Source: RefSeq, a predicted model, not a curated record
GUAGAGCCCCCUUUCAGCUUAGUGGCUACAAAAGCUGAGCAGAAGGCUUAUUCCAGCUGAGGUCUGCAGUGGCAGGAGAUACCUUAAUACUCUGAAUCAUCUGUUGGAUCCUGAAACUCAAGUUCUCUGAACUGGCACAACUUUCUCCACUGAGAAGAUACUCGUCUUGAUUCAUUUUGAGAAGGUAGGCUGUCAGAGGCAGAGAUGGCAUUGCCAGAGCCAGAGUUUGACUUGAAGACAAGCAGCAUCAUAAAAGAAUGGAGUGGGCAGGUUCAACCUGCUCUCAUGGUCUCCUUCAUCUUCCUCUUCUGCCUGGAGGCCUGCCUGUGGAUCAGGAAUCUCACCCACAAGAAGAGGCUGCCUGGGCCCUUCGCCUGGCCACUGGUGGGCAACGCCAUGCAGCUAGGCCAGAUGCCCCACAUCACCUUCUCCAAGCUGGCCAAGAAGUACGGCAAUGUCUACCAGAUCCGGCUCGGCCAAAAUGACAUAGUGGUGUUGAAUGGAGACGCGGCCAUACGCCAAGCUCUGAUACAGCACAGCAAAGAGUUUGCAGGGAGACCCAACUUCAUCUCCUUUCAGUUAGUCUCAGGAGGGAGAAGUAUGACCUUCAGCAAUUACAGUGAGCAGUGGAAGGUGCACAGGAGAGUGGCUCAGUCUACCCUGCGGGCUUUCUCAUCAGCAAACAGCCAGACCAAGAAGGUAUUCGAACAGCACGUGGUUGCCGAAGCCAUGGAUAUAGUGCAGAGCUUUCUCAGACUGAGUGCCGACAGGCGAUAUUUCAAUCCCUCGUAUGAAUUCACAGUCGCCGCUGCUAAUGUCAUUUGCGCUCUUUGCUUCGGAAGGCGGUACGGGCAUGAUGACCCGGAGUUCAGGACCCUUCUGGGCAGGGUGAAUAAGUUUGGAGAGACGGUGGGCGCUGGGAGCUUGGUGGAUGUGAUGCCAUGGCUUCAGUCCUUUCCCAACCCGGUGCGCAGCGUGUACCAGAACUUCAAGGACCUCAAUAAUGAGUUCUUUGCUUUUGUGAAAGACAAGGUAGUGCAGCACAGAAACACGUAUAACCCUGACGUAACCCGAGACAUGAGCGAUGCCAUCAUCGGCGUGAUUGAGCAUGGAAAGAACAGCAUGCUGACUGAGGACUUUGUGGAGGGAACGGUGACAGAUCUUAUUGGAGCAGGGCAGGACACUGUAUCCACAAUCAUGCAGUGGAUGCUGCUGCUGUUGGUGAAAAAUCCAGACAUGCAGGCUGAGCUCCAGCAGCAGAUAGAUAAAGUGGUGGGUCGUGAUAGACUGCCCUCAAUGGACGACAAGGCCAACCUGGCUUACCUGGAAGCCUUCAUCUAUGAGACCAUGCGCUACACCAGCUUCGUGCCCAUAACCAUCCCUCACUCCACCACCUCAGACGUGACCAUCGAGGGUCUCCACAUCCCCAAGGACACGGUGGUGUUCAUCAACCAGUGGUCUGUCAACCACGAUCCUCAGAAGUGGCAGGACCCGCACAUCUUCAAUCCAUCAAGGUUCCUGGAUGAGAAAGGAGCCCUUGACAAGGACCUGACCAACAGCGUCAUGAUCUUCUCCACAGGUAGGAGGAGAUGCAUUGGUGACCAGAUUGCCAAGACUGAGGUCUUCUUGUUCUUGGCUAUUCUGCUGCACCAAUGCACCUUUGAGAGCAACCCCUCUCAACCCCUCACCAUGGACUGCUCAUACGGGUUAGCGCUCAAGCCAGUCAACUACACGGUUACAGCCAAGCUCAGAGGGAAGCUCCUUGGCCUUGUGUCACCAGCAUGAAAUAAAGUUAACCUGCCACCCAUCUGAUGUUAUCACUCAAGGCCAGCAAAGACUGAAAUGAUUGCAAAUGUAUUACAUGUAACAGUGAGUAUUAAUAAUGCACUGAAUUCUGUUGUUUAUAAAUUACAUAUUUAAUAUUUAAUGACUAUUCACACAUUUUUUUUGUUAAUGAGAAAAAGCUUUGGUUGCAUUUAUAUUAAAUCAAGUGUUCUGUCUGGUAGUUUAAGAGAAACCGAGAACAUAGUUGAACUACAGUUUAACAUUUCACACUGUGUAUUCAUCCUCUGUCGAAACAAUAUGAACAGGGUUUCCAGUUUUGUUUUUUUUUAAUAAGCAUUAUUGAUUAUUCACCAAAAUAUUGUCUGUUUGUGAAUUGUGUUGGAUCAUAAUGAAGGAGAGCUGCUUUUAGAGCUUGGAGCACCUCUUCGUUAUGAAGGGAAUACUGUAUAUUCAUGCAUUUAUCCAUAUGAGUUUAUGUGUACUCUGAUAUAUUUCAGGUAUUUUUAAGUAUUAGCAUCUAUUUUAUAGUUAACACCAUCUACUGUACCCUAAGUGAAUGAAAGUGUAGCUUCAGUAAUCACUUAUUGUCUGUAGUUAUUGAAAAUCUAAUAAGAGUAGUUAGACAGUAGUCGGUAUACAGUGAGUAGGACAUUGUAUCACUGGGGGAAAAUGAACGUGAGGUGAAUUUGUUUAGUGGCUCAAGGUUUCCCAAAUGUGGGUUAAGCCUAGACUUUGUGAUAAAAUUGCAAGGUUUAAGCUUAAUCUGGGUCUGGGAAUCUAGGAAAUGUAGUAUUACUGAACUUUACUAAAAGCAUUUUCUCACUUUCAGUCCUUUUGUAUUUCACCUGUCAUUGCAACCUAAGUCAAACAGGUUCCUAGGGGAUAUUUUUAAACCAUGCAUUUCAUGUAUUUCAUGCUAAAAUGUUUGCACUGAAUGUUUUCAAGUGCUCUGCAAGCCAUACAAGAUGUGUUCAGGAAUUUCUAAAGCUGUGUUGAAGCCAAGGAACAAAACCAUUUUUUUUAAUGUACAGGCAAGCAGUCAUAGAUAUGAUGCAUUGUUUGUUUUGUUUUCACUUUUUAAAAAUAAGCUAAUUCAAAAGUGAUUGAAAUAAAGGUGAAAUUUUAAAACACUAAAAA